Molecule: messenger RNA, 1368 nt
Organism: Dujonia railenensis
Lineage: Eukaryota; Fungi; Ascomycota; Pichiomycetes; Serinales; Debaryomycetaceae
Source: the annotation of a GenBank genome assembly
AUGUCUAACAAACUCCCUGAGGAAAAUGUUCUCGGAGAUGACAGCAAUUUAAAUAAUAGUAAUAUUAGAAACAGAGGGAAUUAUGAAUAUAAUGGCCAACAGCAGGAAGAGGGAGAAGGAGCAGACGGAUACGACUCGGAUGCUAAUUCCUCAGCUGAUGAGAGUUUUGAAAAGCCAAAGGAAAAAUCAAGAAAGCCAUCAGAUAAUGCGUUUAGACAACAAUCAUUAAAAGCUUAUAACCCUGUUUUUACCGCGAAGACCGUUAUCCCUAUUUUCGUGGUCAUUGCGGUGAUAUUUGCUCCUUUGGGUGCUGCGAUGUGGUAUGCUAGUCACAGAAUCAAGGAUUUGGCUAUUGAUUAUAGUCAGUGUGAAAAUUUGGCCAAUACUGAUUACUUUCAAGCGAUUCCACAAGAAUACUUAGAUUUCAACUUCCCCACCCAGAAUUCAAGUUAUACCCCAGUAGCUUCAUGGAAAUUGAGCGAAGAUGACUCUCAACCAUUCGAUGAUGAACGUAAUGUUUGUAUUAUUCAAUUUGAAAUUCCCGACGACAUGAAGGGGCCAAUUUACUUCUUUUACAGAUUGAAGAACUUUUAUGCAAAUCAUAGAAGAUACGCCAAGUCUUUUAGUGAAGACCAAAUCGAAGGUAAGAGGGCGUCUAUAUCAGAUAUCAAAGAUACCGUAGGACAAAACUGUCAACCCUUGCUGACAGACCCUGCCACCGGGAAGGCUUACUAUCCAUGUGGGUUAAUUGCCAAUAGUCUUUUCAAUGAUACGUACACUACUACUUUAACACUGGUAAAUAGUUCAAGUAGUGGUGAUUAUGAAAUGACCACCAAGGGAAUUGCUUGGAAAUCUGACAAGAAUAGAUUUAAGAAGACAAAAUAUAACUAUACUGAAAUUGUCCCACCUCCAUAUUGGUACAAGAUGUACCCUGAUGGAUACAACUCUUCGAAUGUUCCAGAUAUCCUGACAUGGUAUGAAUUCCAAAACUGGAUGCAUACAUCGGGAUUACCAACAUUUAACAAAUUGGCACAAAGAAAUGAUGAUGAUACAUUAGCUGCAGGUACAUAUCAAGUCUCCAUAGGAUUGCAUUUCCCAGUGUUGCCUUACAAUGGACAUAAGUAUAUUUACAUUUCACAGAGAUCUGUGAUUGGUGGUAAGAAUAUGUUCUUAGGUAUCAGUUGGAUGGCCGGAGGUGGGCUCUGCUUGCUUGUAGCAAUAUCCUUAUUGAUAGUGAAUUUGAUUAAGCCAAGAAAGACUGGGGAUGUGAAUUUAUUAAGUUGGAACAAAGAGCUGUUCAAGCAAGACGAUAGAGUAUCUGAGGAUGUUGUUGAGGUUGAAGAACAACCUGCCAAUAUCCCUAUUUGA